AUGAGCCUCGGCCUGAUGGAGGAGGAGGACCUGGCCGAGUACUUCCGGCUGCAGUAUGGCGAGCGGCUGCUGCAGCUGCUGCAGCCUGGUGGAGGCCCCGGGGCGGGGGGCGCUGGGACGUUUCAGCGCAGAAUGGAAACCCUGAACCUGCGCUGGGAGGAACUGGGCGUCAAGGAGGCCCAGCUGAAGGCCCACAUUCAGAAGUUUGAGCAAUUCAUCCAGGAGAAUGACCAGAAGCGGAUCCGAGCCCUGAAAAAAGCCAACAAGGAGAGAGACCUCAAGAGGCAGCGCAUGCGUGAGCUGGCCAGGGCCAAGCAGGAGAUGGCGGCCCUGCGGCUGCAGCACCAGCACCUGAGCAAGAAGCUGCAGGACUACUCCAUCUUCAACAAGUACCUGGAGAAGGUGGUGGAGACCUCCGAGUUCGAGGAGAUCCACGAGGUGAUGGGCCGCUACAAGACGCUGGUGAGCAUGCACUACGACCUCAUGCAGUCGGCGCAGGAGGGCCAGGAGAAGAUCGAGCGCGCCAAGGCGCGGCUGGCGCGCUACAUGGAGGAGAAGGACGACGAGGUGCUGCAGCACAACAACGAGCUGGCGCGCCUGCAGAUGCGCUUCGACCGCGCGCGCAGCGACGUCAUCGUCUGGGAAUCUCGCUGGGCGCACAUCCAGAACACCGCGGCCAAGAAGACCCUCUUGCUCGGCACCAUUAAGAUGGCAACGCUGAACCUCUUCCAGAUCGUGACCAAGCAGCUGAAGGAGACAACCCACGUGUCCCUGGAGGACACGCACAAACAGCUGGACAUGAUCCAGCAGUUUAUCCAGGACUUGUCGGACAUCUGGGCGGAGGUAAAGAAGAAGGACCUUCCUCAGAUCCGGGUGUAAGGAGCAGCCACGAGCAGAGCCGGAGAGAGGAUGAGUUCCUGCUGAGCCCGCGGCCCGGUCGUCCCGGUCCAGCCCUCGGGGACCCCUGCGCCUUGCUGCUUGCAGACACCCUGCCGCACUUCCCCUCGGGCCCCAGCCUACCCACCCCGACAUUAAAUUCCAUGA
Messenger RNA from Miniopterus natalensis, 1044 nucleotides. NCBI's taxonomy places the organism in Eukaryota, Metazoa, Chordata, Mammalia, Chiroptera, Miniopteridae. The record is from RefSeq and is a predicted model, not a curated record.